Molecule: messenger RNA, 642 nt
Organism: Orbicella faveolata
Lineage: Eukaryota; Metazoa; Cnidaria; Anthozoa; Scleractinia; Merulinidae
Biological process (GO): fatty acid biosynthetic process
Cellular component (GO): mitochondrion; respiratory chain complex I
Molecular function (GO): acyl binding; acyl carrier activity
Source: RefSeq, a predicted model, not a curated record
UAACCAAUAACAGCAAUGAUUGUUACUUUCACCGAUAUUCCCACAACUCUUAGAGAGACCAUGCGAGUAGAUUUCAAGAUGGUUACCCACAUGUUUCGACGGUUUGGGAGAGGUGUCUUCGUUGACCCUUUCCUGAGAAGGCAGAGCAUACGGCUUGUCUCCUCCUCACCACGUGUGAUUUUUGCUGCUAAUAAGAACUUGCAGCAUCCAUUUCUUGUCGGUAGUAGUUUAGUAGUGAGACCGGCUGCCAUUUACUUGGGUAUCCGUUUGUUCGCCGACGCUGGCGCUGCACUUACGAGGGACGAAAUUCAGACGCGAGUGAUGGAUGUCUUAAAACUUUUUGAUAAAGUAAAUGCUGAACAGCUGUCUGCUGAAAGUCACUUUAUCAAUGACCUUGGCUUAGACAGCUUGGAUGUAGUUGAGAUUGUCAUGGCACUAGAAGAUGAAUUUGGUGAGUGCUCUUUGCUAUUGUAGACAUUUGAGGUUAAAUUAUAUGUCUGCUGUGCACCAUUGUGGUAUGAUACACUGUAGCGGGGGGGACAUUUUAACUUCCAAGCCACCAUUUUAUUAUACAGGGUGCAAAGAAAAUCAAUUAUCCAAAUUCCACUUUGGGCAAGCUGCAGUUAGGAUGUAAUAGCUACC